Messenger RNA from Mus caroli (Ryukyu mouse), 1497 nucleotides. Its product is annotated as histone H3. Gene Ontology annotation, cellular component: nucleosome. Lineage: Eukaryota; Metazoa; Chordata; Mammalia; Rodentia; Muridae. The record is from RefSeq and is a predicted model, not a curated record. Gene Ontology annotation, molecular function: protein heterodimerization activity; DNA binding; structural constituent of chromatin.
CUGAUCCGCAAGCUGCCGUUCCAGCGCCUGGUGCGCGAGAUCGCGCAGGACUUCAAGACGGACCUGCGCUUCCAGAGCUCGGCCGUCAUGGCGCUGCAGGAGGCGAGCGAGGCCUACCUGGUGGGGCUGUUCGAGGACACCAACCUGUGCGCCAUCCACGCCAAGCGCGUCACCAUCAUGCCCAAGGACAUCCAGUUGGCCCGCCGCAUCCGUGGGGAGCGCGCUUGAGCGCCCCGUCUUCCAUCCGUCCCCCACAAAGGCUCUUUUCAGAGCCACCACAGCUUCCUGGAAAGAGCUGUUUAAGUCGCUUAAAGCUUUUGUCUGCACAUUACCCUUCCACAUAGCUCUAGGUUGCUAUUUGACCUUUUUUAUACCUGUUGUAUGUCUACAUAGUGGUUUCUUCCAAGUAAGAUUUGCAUACCCUUGUGAUAUUGUUUAACGUUAAUUGCGUUCUUAUUCCGAGCCCUCUAAUUUACUAACCCAAAGUAAGUUCAGCACCUCGGUCUAAGGGGAGGCGAUGAUCUUACAGAGGGUUGCGGUUUGGUGGAUACUAUGUAAUGUGUCUACCCAGCUGUAGCAGAGAUUUGCUUUGUAAGUAGCUGAAGUCUGGGUCUGAGAUCUAGCUUACAGCUCAUAACUACAUCACCAGACUUCUGGACGACUGAAUAUUGUUGCUCCUUAUUCUAAGGCAAUGUCUGAGGCUUACUGGGCUCAUCUCGGUGGUAAGUGGACUAUGAGUAAUAUCCAAUGAUAUUGCUUUGUUCUCUUGACUAGAAGACCUGCUAGCUACUUGGGACUCAGCAUCUAUUGCUAUGAUAUGGCUCCAUGGCAAUUCGUUAGUUUCUCCUUUUUUUCCUAUUUUACUUCAAAAUAUCAACUCAAUUCCCUCCCCCCUUCCCCCUUUGGCAGACACCUUUCUGGACAGAAAUACACUGGACAUCAGAGAGGAAUCCCUUUUCAAUUCCUUAGGGUGAGGACAGUCUUUACAGGGGUGGGUGUUGGACCUGAAACUCAAAAGAGCACAGUAAAUACCUUAUGCAGAUCACUGUCACGGACCUUCCUUCAGGUUUCUGCCAGUAAAUACCUUAUGCAAAUCACUGUCACGGGACCUUCCUUCCGGUUUCUGCCGGAAACUUCCUGAGAGCAAACUAGCAAUAGUUAAAGUUGUGUGGAGACAGCCCGUUUGCUCCCAGCCUCUUACUGAGCUUUGCUUCAAAGGUUGGGCCCAAAAGUAGAUAAGCAGACCCCCUCAGCAUGCAGAUUUACACCAUGAAUUGAAACUAAGGCAGAUUUAAAAGCAAGAUAUCAACCAAUUUAAAUACAAGAGUUCUGGAUGCUGACAGUCUUUGUAUGUCAUGAGUAUGUAAGGCAGUCAGGGGUCCCUAGCGUAGGAGGGAGAGCUAUGGCCUCCCUUUGCUGUUCUCACUUUUAGGGUUGCCUUAUUCUCUCGUAGGACUUGUGAGUACUCAUUAGCCAAACUCAAAGACUCAAAGGACA